AUGUCCAAACCCGGAGACUUCAGCAGCCAGUCCUACGCUCCAGGCAGCAAGAGGGCCGCCAGUGUCCCGGGCAAGUCCAGGGAUAAGGACGAUAUGGUGGGGCUUAACGACAAGUUCGUCCAACUCAUAGACAAGGUGAAACAUUUGGAGAAUGAGAACAAAAAGCUUGACACAAAGCUGAAGAUCUUAAAGGAGCAGGAGGACUACAAGGCCAAAGUGGAUGAGGUGGUGAAGCAGAUGAAGGAUGAGCUGGAGCAGCAGAUCGCAAACCUGCUCCGAGACCAGAAAAAACUGCAGGACGAACUGGAACACAAGGACCGCGAGUUGGAUGACACCAAAAACAAGUACCAUGAUGAAGUUCAGAAGAAAAAUGACCUUGAAAAUGAAUUUAUUAUUGCCAAAAAGGAAGUAGAUGAUGGUCACUUAAAGGCAGUAGAUUUAGCUCUGGAGCUGGAGGAUCAAAUGGGAAAUUUGGAUUUCCUUAGAGUUGGAUUUGAUGAGGAAAUCAAAGAGCUGCAGUCUUUGAUCCAGAAUGAGACCUUAAUCAUUCGUGAUAACAACCAUCGCUUGCUUGACAUGGAUGAAAUCAUAGAAAAUGCUAAGAAACAAUAUGCAGAGAUGGCUGCCCGUGCAAGGGACCAGGCUGACCAAUGGAACCAGAAGAAGAUUGAUGAACUGGUCUACACGGCUGGGAAACGUGAGAGCGAAGUGCGUGAGAUGAGAAGGGACAUCUCUGACAUGCAGCGUCUGGUGGAGAGGCUCAAAGCAGAACUGGAAACACUCACCAGGAGGGAAGUAUCUAUAAAGAGGGAGAUAGAACUUGUGACAGUUGAAGGGGAUGAGGGAGUAGAAACAGCCCUAAGAGACAAGGCCAAGUUGGAGGAAGCGCUGCGAAGAGCCAAGCAGGACUUAGCCAGACUUCUACGCGAGUACCAGGACCUUAUGAACCUAAAACUGGCUCUCGAUAUUGAGAUCGCCACCUAUCGCAAACUGCUGGAGGGAGAGGAAAAGAGGAUGAAUGAACUAAUGCGCAACGGAGACGCUCAGCCACCAGUGAAGCCACAGUCACCAGAGAAGACACCUUUGCAACCACUGUCAGAAGAUACAACCCCUCAAACUCCCAUUAUCCCGACAAAAAUGCCGCUUCCCUACAACUCCUCUAAGAAACGCGUGCUGAUCCGAGUAGAUGUGGAAAAUGGGAAGGUUGUGUCCCAGAGUUCCUGUUAUGAAGAUGAAGACUGAGCCCCAAAAACUAUGAAGGGAGCAGCGAUAUAUUAAAAUAUCCACAUAUGUGAAGUCAAAAUUUCAGUCUAUAUCAGUGUUUUUUUUAAUGCA
This is a messenger RNA of Boleophthalmus pectinirostris (great blue-spotted mudskipper), 1335 nucleotides long. RefSeq names its product keratin, type II cytoskeletal 8-like. The record is from RefSeq and is a predicted model, not a curated record. The transcript is spliced from 9 exons. Lineage: Eukaryota; Metazoa; Chordata; Actinopteri; Gobiiformes; Gobiidae. The coding region runs from base 1 to 1242 and encodes 413 amino acids.